CUAUUUCAUGUGUAACUACUAUUCAUUCGAAUUUUCCUCAUAAAAUAUUUAAUUUUACCUUUAAGUGCACUAUCCUUUGUACAUUAUUUUGAACGAAAUUAAAAAUUCUUAUUUGGAUAAAAACAAUUAGGAAAAAUAAGUUGCAUUUACAAUUGUUAUAGUUACAAGAAUUUCUUUCAAUUUUUUUUUGAAAUCAGUUUAUACAACUGCAAUGUUUGUUAUGUCUGAUGGUAUUUUAAUUUAAACACGUGUGACAGUGUCAAACGUCUUCCUGCAAGCAAAUUCAUAUCAUUAAAAAUCGCAUUUAAGAUUUCAAAUUUAUUUAUAUAUUUUUUUUUCAAUAAUGCAUGAAAAUACACCACCACGUGCUCCAGAAAUUGGUGAUGAUGAAGAAGAGUUAAAUGAUUUGGAUGAUGAAAUACCUUCUGGAGACGAGGAUGACCAAGAGAUGGAACUUACUUCGGAUGAAUACGUAGAGCGUAUUAGCUCUGGAAGUUAUGAUGACUAUGAUGAAAAUACAGGAGAACAAGAUAGUCCCCAAUCACCUGUGCCAGAUGAUUCUAUAUUAACUUUCCCGGCUCACUCAAUGCCAGUAUUUUCCUGUUCCCUGCAUCCUCACAAUGAGUUAUGUGCGACAGGUGGUGAGGACGACAAAGUUUUUGUAUGGAGUCGUAACACAGGGCAAAUAUUAUAUGAAUUCACCGAACACAAGGAUACGGUGAUUGACGUACACUUUAAUCGUGAUGGCACAUAUUUGGCUACCGCUGAUUUGGCUGGGGAUAUUGUGUUACAUAAAUUACAGAAAAUGUCUAGCGAACCUGACAAGGAUGGCGGGAAUUUGGUUUUUCAUAAAGUAUGGGAAUACUCGAUGGGUGACAUGCCUUGGAUGAGCUUUCAUCCUGCCACCAACGUGCUAAUAGCUGGUAGUGAAGACGGAGAAAUAUAUUUUUGGCGUUUCCCAGCAGGUGAUUGCAAAAUACUUCCUGGCCCAGGUGCACGAUGUGAUUCAGGUGAUAUAUCGGCUGAUGGUAAGAAAUUUGUUGCUUCUUACAACAAUGGUACAGUUAGACUAUGGGAUUUAAGAGAAUGUACCACUAUAAUGGAAAUUGACGAAAAUAAUUCGAUGGUGCAUUCAGGUGGUUGCACUAUGGUCGCUCAUGAUAAAGCGUCACCGUUUUUUAUGUCAGGCGAUCUAGCUGGUAAAAUUGUAUUCAGCACUCACAGUGGUCCCGUAGGUGCGAUUGAGACAGCCGAUGUAAUUGAAGGCAUGGCCUUUUCCCCUUCGGCAGAUAUCCGCAUGGCUGCUACUGGCACUUUAAGUGGACAAAUCUCCAUCUGGGAUACUUCUAAAUGUAGCUUACGUCUUAAUUGUGAACCUGUAGGAAAAAAUGAUGGUAUAACUGAAAUGCGAUGGAUCAGCGACUACACUUUAGUUGUAGCUACUGUAAAUGACUUGAGCCAGAAGAAGUUAAAUUUGAAAGUAAAACAUAUAAAAAAACACAAGAGCUGUCUGCCAUCGAAAUUGGUCACGAAAGAAAAAAUCGUUUGAAGCAAACGUUAGAUAAAAU
Messenger RNA from Glossina fuscipes, 1568 nucleotides. Its product is annotated as angio-associated migratory cell protein. The record is from RefSeq and is a predicted model, not a curated record. The coding region runs from base 344 to 1549 and encodes 401 amino acids. The transcript is spliced from 4 exons. Lineage: Eukaryota; Metazoa; Arthropoda; Insecta; Diptera; Glossinidae. Gene Ontology annotation, molecular function: protein binding.